This is a messenger RNA of Uranotaenia lowii, 2887 nucleotides long. It is a transcript of the gene Orc1, whose product is annotated as origin recognition complex subunit 1. Bases 144 to 2816 code for a protein of 890 amino acids. Lineage: Eukaryota; Metazoa; Arthropoda; Insecta; Diptera; Culicidae. The record is from RefSeq and is a predicted model, not a curated record. Gene Ontology annotation, molecular function: DNA replication origin binding; ATP hydrolysis activity; ATP binding. Gene Ontology annotation, cellular component: nuclear origin of replication recognition complex. Gene Ontology annotation, biological process: DNA replication initiation; mitotic DNA replication checkpoint signaling. The transcript has 3 exons.
ACAGCGCCACAAGCUUGAAUUUCACGACUUUCACGGCUAGAUUCCGAGUUCGAUAAGAAAAACUGAUUCCAAUUAAAUUUGAAAAUUGAAUCUAAUUUGAUAAUUACGUUGUGCGCUUAAAUUCAUUGUAUAAUUGCUUCAGAAUGAAGUAUAAAAUCAAUAAUAACGACAGCAAAGGUGCUGUAAGCUGGAUUGGCAAGCAGUACGAACCCGUUCUUGAAGAUGAUCUUGAGAGAUUAUUCCGUUGCAAGAUGGCUGUGUUCUACAAGAAAUGCAUUUUUGGAGCGUUAACACUUGAGGUUGGCAAUUACGUGUUGAUUUCCAAUAUGGACAGCGCAGAGCCGGACACGGUGUCCGGAUGCGAUGUCGCUCGCAUAGAGCACAUGUACGAACUUUUAACAAACGAUUCCACAGUCGAUACAUGUUGGGCUAUUGUCCAAUGGUUUUCACGCCCUAGCGGCCUGCCAACUAAAAUUAUCAGUGACGAAAAUUUCACGUUUGACUUCGAGCAGGAAGUCAUUCAAGAUUCUCGUUUCGAUCCGAUUGUGUCCCUCGAAACUAUAUUUGGACUGUGUCGAGUUCAGGUAGCUCCGACUGAUGCUAUUGCCUCUGAUGUGGUAUCAAAGAUAAAGACUAAAAUACCCACAUAUGUGGUUCGUUACCAACUCGAACAAAUUCCUGGAUCACGUAAAGUAGAACUGAAAUCAAUUGAAAACUCCGCAGUUCAGACAACUCCGAGAAAAAGAAAAUCACUCGCUGAUCGAACAAAUUCAUCUCAUGUGAAGAACGAAACAGAAAGUGUUCAAAAGACCCCCAAACUUAGACUGACACGGUCUAAAUCAAUUGAAUUCUGUGAUGUUGAUCAUUUGGACGACGAUGAAAUUCGUAUUGCACAAAAGGUUCUCAACGAAGAGAAAUGGAUUGUUAAAGUUGUGGAUAGCGCCAAUAAAUCGUUAAUUAAAAAGAUUGACCAAGUGACCGAAGGAUUGAGUGACGUAGGUUUAAGCGACGACGAAAAUGUCUCACCCUUAAAAAUAGCAAAAAUAAAUAGAAGUCGAAGGAAAACCGGAAGCUUCAGAAGAAAUUUGAACGAUAGUCUCCGUUGUGAAUCACCAUGCUCUGAAGCUGGAACUUUGAACUAUUCAAUUGUUGAGGAGGAAACGAAAGGUACCCCGAAUAUGAAAAUAAAAUUACGUCUAUCGACGGCUCAGAAAAAUGAAACUGAUACGCCCACAAGAAGAUCUGCAAGAAAACGCUCAACAUACCAAGAAGUGAAUGAGACAGAAAACGAAACAUCGCCCAGAAAAACUAGAAAAUCAACGAUGUUCGAAGAAGAGGUUCCACAAACACCAAUUUCUAGAUCAAGACGCAAAAGUAUCCUUAAAACACCGAGUUCAAAAUUGGUUGAAACAAUAUCAACUCCCAAACGGAAUAUACAGCUCUCGAACAUAGUUGAAGAAUUUGCAGAAGGUCGAAGAACCUCUAGAAGAAUAGACAUGGUUCUUACAAAAAACAUACAAGAUUCUGAAGAACCUAAAACUCCUAAAUCUAGAGGACGCAGUGCGGUGGAAAAAGCUGCAACACCCAAAAGUAGUGCAAAAUUAAAAAUGAUUCGAUCAGGUGCUAUCAAACCUAGUAUUCAUCAGAGAAAUGUUCCUGUCGACACCCCUGUAGAUGACCAACUAGCGGUGGCUCGUGAAAGACUACAUGUAUCAGCCGUACCACAGAGUUUACCCUGUCGCGAAAAGGAGUAUAAUGAAAUUUACAGUUUCCUAGAAGGGAAAAUUAUCGACAGUUGUGGUGGUUGUAUGUACAUUUCAGGAGUGCCUGGUACAGGUAAAACUGCUACAACUACAGCCGUUAUUCGUUCAUUACAAGCACUGGCGAAAGAAGAGGAGAUUUCAAAGUUUGAAUUCGUAGAAAUCAAUGGGAUGCGAUUGACUGAACCUCGUCAAGCCUAUGUGCAUAUAUAUCGCCAGUUGACAGGGAAAACUCUAGCAUGGGAGCAGGCUUAUAAUUUGUUAGAUAAACGCUUCACUACCAAGUCACCACGCAGAGUCACAACCGUGAUAUUAGUGGACGAAUUGGAUAUUCUUUGCAAUAAACGGCAAGACGUGGUUUACAAUUUGCUGAACUGGCCAACAACAAGUACAGCUCAGCUGGUAGUGAUAACUAUCGCCAACACCAUGGAUUUACCAGAGCGUUUACUUAUGGGAAAAAUAUCCUCUCGACUGGGCCUCACUCGGUUGACUUUUCAGCCGUACAACUUUAGGCAGUUGCAAGAAAUAGUGCUGGCUCGCUUGACGGGCACAUCUGCGUUCGAUGCAGAGGCUGUUCAACUUGCAGCUCGUAAAGUAGCAGCCGUUUCUGGAGAUGCUCGACGGGCGUUGGACAUUUGUCGCCGGGCCACAGAACUGGCAGAUGAUCAAGCCAGAAAGCGUGGCCAAUUUGUUAGUGUCUCUAUGUUGCACGUGCAACAGGCUUUAGGCGAAAUGAUUGCCAGCGCAAAAGUUCAAACUAUUAGAAGUUGUUCUCGCAUGGAAAAACUCUUUCUUCAGGCAGUUUCUGCAGAGGUUGCCCGUACUGGUAUCGAAGAAUGCAGCUUCUUGGGUGUUUACUCACAGUUCGAAUCGCUUGCAGCAUUUGCUGGCGUUACAGUUCCUAACCCCGGUCGAGCCAUAGCUUUAUGUAGUCGUUUGGGUGCCUCAAGGCUACUGAUAUGUGAAAACUCACGCAACGACAUUUAUCAAAAAAUUUUACUCAACAUAAGUUCGGAUGACGUUCAUUACGCACUGCAGGCAAGUAGCUUAAUUUAAUUAUACUUUUUUAUUUAUAGGGAUGAUGAUAUAUUACAAUGAACACAUAUAUUUUGUUACAAAUAUUUUAA